UCUUUGCCGACACGUCCUUGUUUGUGCGUUUUAAUCAGCGAUUGGAAAAUAACAGGUAGCCUCGUCCGCCCUCCUCUCGCACCCAUAAACACCCAGGAGGGACGAGAGGGGCGAAAUCAAAGCGGAGCGAUCCCGUUGUGACGCCGCCCUGAGCUCCUCUUCUGAGCGGGUUUUGUCGGCUGCGGGGUGCCGACGUAAAGAAGCGGUCGGCUGGGUUACAACAGCCGGGUUGAAUCGCAACGUGUUUCGUGCUGAGUGUCACCGCAGUCGGGUUGUGUUUUUACAUGAAGCAGCCUCGUUUAAUGGGGCUGCCGUCAGCCCGUCUGCCCGCCGCCUCUGGACAGACGGUCGCCGUGAUUCACGCCUGAGUUUGGACCCAUUAUAGACGACAUUGUGGAUAUGGAAUGGUGCAUGCCGCUGGGCCAAGUUUUCAGCCUCUGAAAAACACCGGAAUCAUGGACAGUCAUCCGCUGUGCACUAGACUUUGUCCACAUGCUCUGGACAAAGAAGAUGGAGUCGAGAGGCAAGGUCCCGUCACUCUCAACCCUCGACACAUGAGGAAGGCGUUCAAAGUCAUGAACGAGCUGCGCAGCCAGAGCUUGUUGUGUGACGUGACCAUAGUGGCGGAGGAUGUGGAGAUCGCCGCUCACAGGGUGGUCCUGGCUGCUGGGAGCCCCUAUUUUCACGCCAUGUUCACAGGUGAGAUGGCAGAGAGCAGAGCCAAACGAGUGAGGAUAAAGGAGAUGGACGGCUGGACUCUGGGCCUGCUGGUAGAUUACAUCUACACUGCAGAGAUCCAGGUCACAGAGGACAAUGUGCAAGCGCUGCUGCCUGCAGCAGGUCUGCUGCAGCUGAACGAGGUGAAAAAAGCUUGUUGUGAGUUCCUGAGCUCUCAGCUUCAUCCAUCCAACUGCCUGGGAAUACGAGCCUUCGCUGACCUGCACGCCUGCUCUCAGCUCCUCACACAGGCCAACAGCUACGCAGAGCAACAUUUCACUGAGGUGGUUGGCAGUGAAGAGUUCCUCAAUUUGGGCAUGGAACAAGUGUCCAGUCUGAUUGCCAGCGACAAGCUCACCAUCCCCACGGAGGAGAAGGUUUUUGAGGCAGUAAUUGCUUGGGUCAACCAUGAUAAAGAUGUCCGACAGGAACACUUGGCUCACCUGAUGGAACACGUUCGCCUGCCGCUUCUCUCCAGAGAAUACCUGGUGCAGCGGGUGGAGGAGGAGUCGCUGAUUAAGAAUAGCAGCGCGUGUAAAGACUACCUGAUUGAGGCCAUGAAGUACCACCUGCUGCCAGCUGACCAGAGGGCUCUGAUGAAAACUGCACGCACACGCAUGAGGACGCCAGCCUGCUGUCCUAAGGUGAUGGUUGUGGUCGGAGGCCAGGCCCCCAAGGCCAUCCGCAGCGUUGAGUGUUAUGAUUUUGAGGAGCAGCGGUGGUACCAGGUGGCCGAGCUGCCGACCAGGAGGUGCAGAGCAGGUGUGGUGUACGUGAGCGGGUGCGUGUAUGCGGUCGGCGGUUUCAACGGUUCCUUGCGCGUGCGGACGGUCGACUGUUACGAUCCGAUGAUGGACCGCUGGACGAGCGUGAGCAGCAUGCAGGACCGCCGAUCAACGCUGGGUGCCGCUGUGCUCAACGGACUCCUGUACGCCGUGGGGGGCUUUGACGGCAGCACAGGUCUGUCCACAGUCGAGGCGUACAACACGAAGACAGACGAGUGGUUCCAUGUGUUGCCCAUGAGUACCAGACGAAGCAGCGUGGGAGUGGGUGUUGUCAAUGGGAUCCUGUAUGCAGUUGGAGGUUAUGAUGGUGCCACCAGGCAAUGCCUGAGUACAGUAGAAGCUUACAACCCCAAAAGCAAUGCGUGGAGCUACAUCGCGGAGAUGGGCACGAGACGCAGCGGAGCAGGUGUAGGAGUUUUAAAAGGUUUACUGUAUGCUGUGGGUGGUCAUGACGGUCCAUUAGUGAGGAAAAGUUGUGAAGUUUAUGAUCCGACCUCUAACAGCUGGCGACAGGUGGCUGAUAUGAACAUGUGUCGACGUAACGCAGGCGUGUGCGCUGUAAACAACUUACUGUAUGUGGUGGGAGGAGACGACGGCAGCUGCAAUUUGGCGUCUGUGGAGUUCUACAAUCCAAACUCGGACAAGUGGACGCUGCUGCCGACCUGCAUGAGCACAGGACGCAGUUAUGCAGGUGUGACUGUGAUCGACAAGCCCUUAUGACUGCUCUUGACGCCUGCCACUGAUUGGGAGCAGAAUGUAUUCUCCUGCUGAAUACUGAUCUUGGAUCUGUCUAUGAUGCCGAUGCUUCGAUGUUGGCCAGCAUUGGCACAGGCACUGACGAAGAUGAAGAAAAUUACAAGAUUGUUGUUGUUGUUGUUGUCGGGGAUGACGAUGAUGAAGGUUUUUGCACUUACCUGAACAGGGGAGCUGUAAACAAACGGGUGUGGGGGAGGAUCGAACCCGCGUUUUUAAUCCCCUCCGGGCAGGACUGCCGCAGUGACUGGACAAGCCAGUUUGAAGCACCGCUGCACCAGUGCGGCGUCAUUGAAACGCUACUGAUAUGAAGCUACUUUAACAUUAGUAAUGUUAACAUGAACCAGCUCUGAAAGACCACUUUUGAACGGAUAUCUUUGUUUCUGCUUGAUUUUUAUCCUCCUGAAAAGGGUGUGUGUGUGUGUCUCUGAGAGAGAGUGUGUGUGUGUGUGUGUCUGCGUGUUUGCUUGCAUUUAAAGGUGCUCCUUUGCUUGCACAUGUGAGCAUAGUGUUUGUGUGCAGCCGAGUCUCUGUGUGGUGACGCCUGGUCCGACGCCGCAUGAACGCGCUCCGUCUGACCUCUGACCUUUUACAGUGUUGCAGCGUGGCUGUUCAAGAGUGCCUGAAUGUCAGAAUAUGCCCCUGCUUCCCUCCUCCUCUUCUUAUGUCUCGAGUACUGUUACUGGACAGAGCACAGCUGGACUCUGCACCUCUGUUCUGGGAUGAAGAAAUGCAUUUGAGAGGAGCCAACUUUAGACAGGUGACGAGGCUUGGGUCGCGUUAGCCCGCGUGAAUUCAGAACAGCCGAGGGAGAAGCAGUUGGAGUCCGUUUCUUCUCAAAAGGAAAAAAAAACAAAGAAGAAAACCUUAACUGGAAAGGAGAAGCCUCUUUCAUGUUGCCAAAAACAGUCGGAGGGAGAAGCUGUUUGGGAUGAAAAACAGUUGGAUGUAUCGGUGGUUUGCUGGCACCUUGCAGCCAUCUUUGCUGUGGUCGUAACCACUAAAGACAGCCUGAACUCACUGCAUGGUCCUCUUAACUCUUAGCCUCCUCUCCUUCCACUGUACCCUCCUCUCCCUCGGUGUAGCAACCCUAACUUAACUAUUGCACACCCUGACGUACUAUGAAUGUGCCAAUUUUAAUACGUCUCUUCAUUUCUGUCUCUCUUUACUACUUUACUACUAAUCUGUCCCCUCUUUCUGGAAAGUGACCAAACCUUCUCUUGCUUUUGUUUAUCUUCAGUCUCUUUCUCUGCUUUUUUCCUCCUAUAUUGAAACUUGCUAUAAUAGUAACUGGUAUCGCUGUUUCUUGUCAGUGUAUUGAGGAAUGUCAUGUAGGCUAAUGACUUUGAAAAUGUUUAAUUACUUGUUUUAUAUUAUCAUUAAUAAAUAUGCUUCUUGUAUUUAAA
Molecule: messenger RNA, 3661 nt
Organism: Scatophagus argus
Lineage: Eukaryota; Metazoa; Chordata; Actinopteri; Scatophagidae
Gene: klhl2
Product: kelch-like family member 2
Exons: 15
Coding region: 405-2222 (605 amino acids)
Molecular function (GO): protein binding
Source: RefSeq, a predicted model, not a curated record